AUGAAGCCCUACGAAUAUCCUCGAGUGCGGCCUCCCACCUCACUGCAGGCGCCUCAAAUACCAACUGGACCCCGAUUCUCAUGGAUGGUGGACACACCGGCUGAGGAGGAAAAUCGAGUGUGGACGAACAACACAGCAAGGGGAGCCAUACACAUCAGCAUCCCAACUGCCAUGCAAGGUCCCGGACAAGAGGGACAGGAGGGAGAGGCUAUGGAACCACGCGGAUACAAUUACGCAGCAUAUGCGUAUCAAGGCCGAGACGUCGGGGGGGUAGUACAACAACAGCAACAGCAGCACAUUCACGACUAUGAACAUCAACAUCAACAUCAACAAGACCUUUAUCCCACAUCACCAGCUCCCACACCACAAGGCCCAAUACCUCUACCAGCCCAGACACAAUCAGCCACUCAUGGACCACCACUGUCUAGACAUGAACGGCAGGCUCCAAUCGCAGCAGAUCCUGUUAAACAGCCUCAGCCGCAGUCUCAGCACCCACCCCAUGAACCGACCACACCAAUCCAACCUGACGUGAAUCCAUUGACACCAACCACCCCCAAGGUCUCCGACCCCGCGAGCACCACCACCACCAAUAUGGCCAUCAUCCUCCCGUCGAGCGAUCCAUCCCAUUUCUCCGUGGGAACAUUCACCCCAAGCCCACAGGCCAUCCGCGGCGGUUCAUGGCAACACGGUCUCUGUUCCUGCGCCGAGCCCUCGACGUGCAUGACGGCGCUGUUCUGCCCUUGUCUCGUGUACGGGAAGACCCAGUAUCGACUUGGUCUGCGGGCCGACAGGAAAGACCCCACCAACAUGCUGGGCUACACUGCGGUGAACGGCUCCUGUAUUGCGUUUGGGGUUCUCUGUGGCGUCAAUGGCAUUCUGGCUGCCAUUCAACACACGCGCGUGCGCAAAGCCUACCACAUGAACACGGAGGCCGGGAACAUCGCGGGUGACUGUCUCAACGGUUGUUGUUGCUGUUGCUGUGUCGUCGCUCAGGACGAGAAGGAAGUCAAGUUCCGAGAGGAGCAGGCUAGGAAGCCCGCCGGGUCGACUGCAGGAAGAAGGGAAGGCUAUGUGGCUCCUACUGCUAUGACGUUCGGCGCGCCGCCCCGUUGA
Messenger RNA from Capronia coronata CBS 617.96, 1113 nucleotides. RefSeq lists its product as uncharacterized. The coding region runs from base 1 to 1113 and encodes 370 amino acids. The record is from RefSeq and is a predicted model, not a curated record. The transcript has a single exon. NCBI's taxonomy places the organism in Eukaryota, Fungi, Ascomycota, Eurotiomycetes, Chaetothyriales, Herpotrichiellaceae.